Clonostachys rhizophaga is the source of this 2103-nucleotide messenger RNA. The record is from the annotation of a GenBank genome assembly. NCBI's taxonomy places the organism in Eukaryota, Fungi, Ascomycota, Sordariomycetes, Hypocreales, Bionectriaceae.
AUGUCCACAUUUGACGGCCUCGUAGCCGAAUUCCCGGACAUCAGAACCUCUGCAGUCGACCACUUCCGCUCCCACUCACACCUUCGGCCACCGCUGGCAUGCUUCCUCAGUCACGUCCACAGCGAUCAUCUGGCCGGGCUCGAGACCCUCCGGUCACCGUUGACAUCUCCCGCCAACCUCGUUCUCGAUCCCUCAGUGCUAAUCCACCAGCCGCGAAGUGUCUACUGCUCAGCCGCGACACGUGCGAUACUACUCCGGCUCGAGAGAUAUCCUUGCCGCAUUAAUUAUGCGCUGGGAAUCCUCGAGACCCGGCAGCAGACGUACAAGCAUCUCCACAAAGUCCUGAAACCCUUGCCACUAGACACUCCAACAUGCAUCGAGCUCCAGCCCGGCCAUCAAAUCCAAGUGACACUAUUGGACGCAAACCAUUGUCCUGGGUCGGUGAUGUUCCUAAUUGAAGGUGAUGGAAAAGCAAUAUUGUAUACCGGAGAUAUUCGAAGCGAGCCAUGGUUCGUCAAUUCGGUUCAGCGGAAUCCCUCUAUCCUAGAGUAUACUCUCGGCUCGAAGACUCUUGACAAGAUAUAUCUUGACACAUCAUUUAUCGACGACGUCCGAUUUCCUACCAAGGCCGAGGGCAUCGUGGAGCUUCUUGCAAAGGUCUCCCGCUACCCGGAUGAUACCAUAUUCCAUUUCCAAGCAUGGACCUACGGCUAUGAAGAUGUAUGGGUUGCCUUGGCAAAAAGCCUGAAAACUGCGAUCCAUGUAGAUGAUUACAAGAUGAGAAUAUACAAGUCGUUAAAGGCCAAUGGCGCAGGGAAAUCACCGAAUACCUUCUCCCACUUGUCACCAGAAGCACCAGCAUUAGUAGGUCACAUGUGUGGGAACUCGCCACUUCCCGGCUGCCUCACCACUGCCGAGAAUGUUCGAGUCCAUAGUUGCGAGAAAGGGAAUAUGUGUUCCACAGCGAAGGCAACUUCUGUUGUCAGAAUUCAACCCAUCAUUGCUCGCAUGCCGACCGGCGCUGAGAUGAUUGAGGCCGGGAUUGGUGGUGGAGGUGAGGAUUUGGAGCGUGAGAACGAGCUGGACGCCUUGUCUGCAGAUGAUUUGCGAAAUUUGCAAGAGAAGAUUCACACCUUGCUCAACUUGAGUGAGAUAGAUGCAGAUAAAAUGGGAGACUUUCUAAGCAAAGUUGCCUUGAGUGGGCGUAGCUUAACACUCGAUCUCCAAGCAACCACAGAGGAACAGACCUCUUCACCCACCAUCGACAAGGUCAUCCAGGCAAUCGCCAAGCAGCUCGCACCUGCCACUACUGAUGUGUCAAAGACGGGUGCAGAUAUGGACCAGAGAGCCGAAACCUUUCUACCCAGAGUUGUUCGUUUUCCAUACUCUCGACAUUCCUCCUACCACGAACUUUGUCUUCUCGUGGCUGCUUUCAAACCACGGGAUGUCUGGCCUUGCACCGUUAAUAUCGAUGAAUGGCUUAAAGACGAUGUGACAAUCAAAUCUCUCUUUGGAGAGCACUGUUCCGGGACAACCUAUGCCCAUGAUCUCAAGAUGGAUAUCUUGCGACAAGCCAGGCCGCCAGUAAUGAACCCCUCCAGCAAUAAGAACUCGCAGGAGACAGAUUACUCACGUCCAAGGACGGAAUCACCGCCAGCCUCCAUCAACCCACGUCGUUCUGGAGCCCCACCACCGUCUUCGCCUCCAUUUCGCAAUGUUGAAACGGACACAGAGCCGAAUUACCCAGAGAAGAAAUAUGCUACACCUAGUGUUGGGGACGAUGUGUCUUCCCCUUGCUCAGCUCCUACUCGUGGUACACAUGGCGUAAAGCGUCGAUUUGAGGAUUCUACACUAUGGAAAGAGGCGCGUGCCCGAAGGCUCUGGGAGGAGGAAUGUAACGAGACCGGAACUACGGAUGAGGCUGAAGAAGGGCCAGACUCUCAGCAGACCAACAAAUCAUUCGUAUCUACAAUAAGCCCCAAUGCUUCUACAAUACGGAAAGAGGCGUAUUACCGAAUGCUCAUGGACAAGGAAUGGGAUGAAGACGGUUUGAUUUCAACUAACGGCGGACACACCAUAAAGGAGGAGGAGCUUGGUCAUUAA